UUGAUGACGUCACGGCAAUGGCCGCUCUCACUGUGUAGUGUAGGAUUUCUAAUUCUCUCUUGUAAAAAAAAUAAUAAUAAUUAAGUAGCCGAAAGUAUUUUUUUUCAAACUCGGGAAGCUGUGAGACGAGAUAGCAAUAAAGCUCAUUAAUCCUGUCCCAAUAGAAGUACAGGUGGGAAACGGUAAAAAAUAAGAAACAAAAAAAAACGCACAUUUCUCAUAAAGUUCAUGGUGUUUAUGGGGGAGGUCUGUAUUGUUGAUGGAGGGAAGCAUGGCUGCUAUUAUUGUUGCACAACAAAUAGAAUGUGAAAGAAAGUUGUAGGGUUUUCGAUUGCAAAACAAAAAUCUAGGGCCCUUGAAAGGGGUUACAGCCUUAAUCAGUGCUACUGGAGGGAGAGGGUUCCCUUUACAGUAAAGAUUUGCAGUUUCUGUUAAUCUACCAAUGGAUGUGUCUGAAAGUCCAAAUCAUAAUCCAAAAUCUCCAGAAGAAGAACAACAUAACUCAGACAGUGAACUCUUAAAAGAUGACAUUUUUUCUCAGAAUAUUGAAGAAGGAAGAGAUUCAGAUUUAGAAGAUGAUGAGGUUGAAAGAGUCUCAGACCAAGAAGAACUGGAGAGGUGUUCAGAUCAUGAAGGAGAAAUUGACAAUUCAGAUGCUGAUGAUGAUCCUUGUAGUGAAGAAGAAAUGCAUAAUGAGGCCAAAUAUCAGGACUCUGAUAAUGAUGAGAGGCAAGGGAAAACUGUCACAGCAGUAAAUAAAAUUGAGGAGGAUGAUGAAGAUGAGGAGGAGGAGGAAGAAGUUGAAGAGGAGAGAGACACAGUUGAGGAACAUGAAAAAUUAAAUGAUCUAAAGGAUGAAUCAUCUUCUGUCACCCGGGACUUGGAUGAACAUGAACUUGAUUAUGAUGAGGAGGUGCCUGAAGAACAGAGCACUGUGGCUCCUGAAGAGGAACUAAGGAAAGCAGGUGGAGAGGAUGGAGAGGAUGAAGAGGAGGAGGAAGAUGAUGAGGAGGAGGAGGAAGAGGAGGAGGAGAAUGCUGAUGCCAAACAGAAGAAAGACAAAAGUCAACCAAAACAAGAGGAGGAGGUAGAGGAAACAGAAAAAAAAUUAGAGGAGCAAAAAGUUCCAGAGAGAAUUCGUAGAGAUUCUAUUCGAGAGAAGAAGAAAGAUGAUGAUGAUGGAGAAAUAGAUGAUGGUGAAAUUGAUGAUGAUGAUCUUGAAGAAGGAGAAGUUAAAGAUCCAAGUGAUCGUAAAAUAAGACCUCGUCCCAUUUGUAAAUUUUUCAUGAGAGGCCACUGUACAUGGGGGAUGAAUUGCAGGUUUAUUCAUCCUGGUUUAAACGAUAAAGGAAAUUAUUCUCUUAUUACCAAACCAGACCCUUUUUCUCCAAAUGGUGGUCCACCAGCAGGACCUCUUCCAUUAAUCCCAACAACUCCUUGGGGUGGACCUGUGGUUGAAGAAGUUCUUCCUCCUCCUCCUCCCAUUGAGCCUCCAGCAGAGAGUGCUUGGGAAAGAGGAUUAAGACAUGCAAAAGAGGUUCUAAAAAAAGCAACAUUGCGGAAAGAACAAGAACCUGAUUUUGAAGAAAAAAGAUUUAAUGUUACUAUUGGGGAGGAUGACAGGGAUUUUGACAAAGAAAAUGACUUUUUCAGAGAGAGAAACUACCGCAUUACGAGAGAAGUUAGAGACCCUGGGAAUGACCCCUAUGCAGAUCCUUAUUAUGAUUAUGAAAUGGAAUGCUUUUACAGAGGAGGACAAUAUGAAAAUUUCAGAGUUCAAUACACAGAACCAGAACCCUACCACUAUAGAGAAAGGGAAAGAGAACGGGAUACCAGAGAACGACAACGGGAGAGAGAGAGGGAACGAGAAAGAGACCGUGAAAGAGAGAGGAGGCAAAGAGAACGAGAACGAGAAAGGGAACGAGAGAGGGACAAGGAACGUCAGAGAAGGAAAGAAGAGUGGGAAAGAGAUCGUAUGAAAAGAGAUGAAAAGGAAAGACCAAGAGAAAGGGAACGGGAACGGGAGAAGGAGAAGGAAAAACCCAAACCCAGAUCACCACCACCACCUAGACAGACAGAAGCACCACCUAAAAAAGAAAUAGGGCUUCCACUGAUAAAAAGACCAGAUGAAUGGAAGGACCCUUGGCGCCGGUCUAAAUCUCCCAAAAAGAAACUUGGGGUGUCUGGGUCACCAAACCGAGGACGGAGGAGACACCGACCUUCAGGAUCUUCAGUAUCUCUGUCAAACUCUUCACGGUCAUCAUCACGUUCAUCGUCAUAUUCAGGGUCAGGUUCAUCUCGAUCCAGAUCUCGAUCUAGAUCAUCAUCUUAUAGUUCCUACUCAAGCCACUCUUCUCGGCACAGCUCGUUCUCUGGAAGCAGAUCAAGAUCAAGAUCCUUUUCUACCUCUCCAUCUCCAUCUCCAACCCCUUCUGCUCAACGAAAUGCUGCAAAACCUAAAACAGAGUUACCUGGUCCAGUAAUAAAAGGUGAAAAGCCUAUAAAGAAGCCAUUAACUCCUCCACCUGUAGUGCCACCAGGGAAAGGUGGAAAAGUAAUACCUGAUGCAGGGAAACCGCCAGAGAUCAGGGAAGGAAGAAAAAAGGAACGACAACAGCAUAACCCAUCUCGAAGGAGAGCUGCGAGUGGGAGCGGGAGUGGCAGUGGCAGCAGCUAUUCUGGAUCCAGCUCACGUUCCAGAUCUCCCUCUCACUCAGUGUCUAGAUCACGUUCCAGAUCACGUUCCUCUUCAGCAUCUGCAUCACAUUCUCCAUCAGGUUCCAGAAAGUCCAGAUCUUUGAGUGUAAGUAGUGUGUCAUCUGUAUCCAGUGCCUCCUCAAGCAGUAGUUCCAUACGUAGUGCCGAUUCUGAGGACAUGUAUGCAGACCUUGCCAGUCCAGUAUCCUCUGCCAGUUCUCACUCACCCACACCGGCUCAGCAAAAGAAAGAAAAAGGAAAGCCCAAAAAGGAAGAACCCUUAAAAGAGGAGAGAAAGAAACAAGAACCACCUCCUCAACCUGCUAGACCCUCUUCAGGCCAGAAAACAGGAGCAAGCAGUAAAACUUCACAACAACAUCAGGCACCACCACAAGUCCAGUCUGGUUAUGGCUCUCACAAAGACAUCAAGCUGACACUUCUGAAUAAGCAAGCAGAAAAAGGAAAUAGGAAGAGAUACCAGCCUUCAGAUAAAGAGAGGCCUGCAUCUCCUGUUAGCAAAAGAAUAGCUCUGUCACCUGAAAGAGGACGUGAAAGACGAUUGCCAGGGCGACCAAUUUCACCCAAAGUAGACCGUCCAAGGGGACAAAACCAGAGACCCUCACCUGCACAACCUGAAAGAAAACGUCCUUUGUCUCCUCAACCUAAAGUGUCUGGUAAAGCCUCCAGUGUGUCAAACAAGCCUCCUGAGGCUGCAGCUGCCCCUGCACCCAAGUCUGGUAAAGCUAGCACUCUGUCCCGGCGUGAGGAACUCCUGAAGCAGCUGAAGGCUGUGGAGGAUGCCAUUGCACGAAAAAGAGCAAAAAUCCCCGGGAAAGCGUAGUAAACAGAACCGUUUCCGUUUGGAGAUUGUUGUUUAUAAAAAAACAAA
This is a messenger RNA of Erpetoichthys calabaricus (reedfish), 3586 nucleotides long. It is a transcript of the gene zc3h18, whose product is annotated as zinc finger CCCH-type containing 18. The record is from RefSeq and is a predicted model, not a curated record. The transcript is spliced from 19 exons. NCBI's taxonomy places the organism in Eukaryota, Metazoa, Chordata, Cladistia, Polypteriformes, Polypteridae. Bases 443 to 3538 code for a protein of 1031 amino acids. Gene Ontology annotation, molecular function: metal ion binding.